GGUGUUUGUGGUUUUGUACCUGGCAGUGCAACUAAAAACAAUUCAUGGAAGACUUUUGCUUGUGUUAUGGCAGCUUCUGUUGUAUCCAACAUGUUGAGUAACUCUUUUGUGUUUGGAGACUGGCCUCAUUACGGUAUGUGUACAUUUUUGUAACAGCUUUGAUUGUGUUUUCCAAGAGAUUUUGUAGCUUGCUUGUUUUCCUCGGUAUAGAAUAUUGUUAUCUGCUGAUGAGAAAUUGGAGACCAACAGUGGAAUUAAAUAUGUAUCAAAAAACUGAAAAACAUACACAUUCUUUGUUUUUCAAUUACAUUGCCUUAAAAGAGAACUUUUAAGAAGUGUGAGAUAUGAACAAAUUCACUUUGGUAGCUUUAAUUCCAAUUUUGAAGUCAAAUAACAUUCUAAAAUUCAAGAUUAGAGGGAGUUAAUAAGAAAUUACUCAAUAAUGUUGAGUAACUCUUGUGUGUUUGGAGACUGGCCUCAUUAUGGAGGUACGUGUUAAUUUUUGUAACAGCUUUGGUUGUGUCUUCCAAGAGAUCUUGCAACUCGUAUCAAGAAAAGUGGUUCAACAUUGUUAACAAUAGGCUUUGUUAUACAAGAGAAAAAUGAUCCUAACCCUAGCUAAAGCUGUUGGGAUAUUUCCAUGUUUGAAACUGUAAUCGUUUAGAUUAAUCAGAAUUUUGAUUCUACUAUGGAAUAAGAUAGAGAUGCAAAAGAAAUUGAAACUGAACUGUGCUCAACAGAUAUACUGUAUAUGGUAAUCUAUUCAUUGCUAACAAGCUCUCUGUUUGAUUAGUGUCGCCUCAAUAUCAUGUUCUCACAUUUCAAUGGUGAUAUAGGUAACAGGUAAAAGAACCUUGCUACAAUAGAAUACAAUUUGACAGAUAGUGAAUUGAAAAUUAAGGUUGAGGUGGAUGACUUGAAACCUGAAGAGCAGAAUAAGCAGACUGGCAUGCUGGCAACAGAGCAUGGGGAAAAAGUGAUAAAAAUAUUUUAUUAAGUUAUUAUGGGAAGUUGUUGUUCGAACAGUUAUAACAUUAAUGUGAUAAAUCUUCAAUUAUCUCAGUGCAAUAAUGUGGCAUCAAUAAAUUAAUAUAAUUGUACACAGUUCCACUUAUGGGAACAAAACAUUUGAAGAGAGGCUGUGAAUGCUAAUCUCCCUCUGCAUUUUUUACCUUUAGAUACUACACCCCACAAUGUAGUACCCACUACUGGUCAUGGAAGAGAACUAGAAGAAUCAAGGGGAAGGACAGGUGAACAGGAUGCUCAGUUUGAACUUAUUUUUCAAGUUAAUUUAAUUGAAACAUGGUUCUUCAUGUUGGUUGAGUUUUUCUUUUUGUUAUUGGGAAAUAAAAAACCACUUUUAAGUCCAUUUAGUUGAUUUUAACUGGUAUCAAACCAUGUUGAAAUGAAUGAAAAGGUGUGGGGUUUAUCACUUUCAGUUGUUUUUGUUGACUCAUUGAAGCCUAGCAUGGGCUCCAGUUUGGUUUCAGUUCCCCCUCACAUGCUCCAAUAAAAAGGAAACCAACAUGGCAAAUCACUGACUUGUUGUUUUGAUGUAUUGAUAUUGAAGAAGUGGAAGAAUUCAUAGGUGCAUAAAUUGGCCAGAAAAGCUGUAGGACUGAAGCUCUUGGGAAAAGAAAGGAGAAAUGAAAAAAGAACCUGAAUGUGAUUUUAGUCAUCUUUUGAAAUAGAAAUUAAUGUUAUUAAUAACCAAGAAUGCUUCUGUCAGCAAUUAUGAAAAAUAAUAUUGGUCAAUGCAAAUUAUUUCAAAGGUGUUUUUACCUCAUUCUCUUCUCUAGUUUAAGAAUAUCAAAGAAUGCUGUGAAGUGCUCUCAGCCGUUAUUCAAUAACUUACACUAGCUCAGAGGUAGAUGGCCAACGCACACGCAAAACCUUCGCACGUUUUUCGCGUUCUGCGCCAAAAAAAAAAGGGCGUGCUAAAGCGUGUGUCUUGAGAGAGUUUUUGCUAUUGUUAUUCAACGCAGUCAGCUUGUUUUGUUCUGCAUUGUUUCGGAAAACUAUGGUUUUCUGUCUCAAAAUGCUACCAGCGAAGCAUCAAAUCAAUAUGUGCAUAUCUCAAUAUCAAAAGGACGCAAGGGCUGCCGUUCGUAAGGGCUGUGCUUAGUUGCGCGAGCAGGGUGUAUUAAAAGCUGCAGUGCCAAGCAUGCGGCUCAGCGAAAAGACAGUAGAAUGGGAGGUAGCCAAACCCCAGAUAAAAAUUGGCAAAUUUUCCUCCAAUUCCAAUAUUUGUUAUUUCUACUUGAAAUUAAUUGCAAGUAUUGGGAAAACUUUGAGUUUGAAAUGUUUUUAAAUUUCGCUGGCAAACAUUAAAAGUGUGCGUCACAACUAGCUGUUUCUACAGACUCUGGUCUAAACUGACUAGUUGACCUAUGAGUGCGAUCGAACUAUCUCAAUUGUUUUAUAACUGUUAAUAGUUGUGUCUUUGAUCGUGCAAAUCACACCCGUUAGAAAAUGAAAAGUGCACGAAGACAAUUAGUCGUUUAUCCCGCACAGAUAGCUUACCGUUGAUAAAAAGAAGCUUCAGUGAGAGGGUGAUUUAUCUUGUGAUGAAAAUCAAACAGUUCCACAGGGAUGGACCGUGAAGCCUGAGGUUCCUUGUUAAAAGAGAAUAAAUAUUUCAUUUUUGCAUGCUCAAAUCCGUCUGAAGUUAUAGAGGUGAGCGCGCAAAACCGAAAUAGAUUCACCGCGGAGUAAACUGCCAAUUGGUUUUCCAUAUCAGUUCAUGAAAAGUUGAUUAUCGCGCACAGAUAGCUUACCGAUUAAAGAAAGAAACUUUGGCUCUACUGUAUGAAUCUUGUAAUGAAAAUCCAUCUUUCCGGAGGGAUGGACACAGAGGCCUGACGUUCCCUGUUACAAAGUUAUUUUUUCAUGUUCAAUUCCAUCCUUGGUUAUAAAAGUGAGACGUACAAAACCGAAAUUCAUUCUCUUGAGUUGGAACACUUGAAUCUUCUGAGUAAAUGCUGAUUCGCUCUCCAUAUCUCCCUCUCAUUAAUUCUCCCUUAGUAUUAGAUUUCCGUAUUGAAUUUUCGGCAGUCGCAUGAAGACUGAGCAGUUUAACUCUCACAGUCUUCUGCAAGAUUGUAGAUAUAUUUUUGAUUAAUAUUGACAUUUUGUGAAAUGAGAAUCAUUAUAGUUCACGUCUCGUACAUAUUUAAUCACUUAACGGAAAAAAAAGAUACCGUUUUGAUCUUUUUCUCAAUCGUAUUUGAUAAUCGAUCAGUUCCUAUUCUCAGUCAUUUUGUUAAAUACUUUUGAUCACGGUUUUCAUUUUUCCUAAUCACAAAUUGGCAGUAACAGUGUUUAAUAGAAGGUCUUUGUAAAGUUAACUGUUAGCCGUAAAACGGCCAAAAAAUUAGCCGUUCGGCGUAAAAAUUGACAAAUCGUAACCGCUAGUCGUAAAAGAGUUAACCGUAAGAAAAAUUUAUGGUGACAACAAUGAAAAGAUAUUAACCGUUAGCCGUAAAAGCCAUGCUAACACCCCUUUACGAUCCUCUUUAUACUUAGAAAGGGGUAUUCAAAGGUUCAUUGGAAGAUUUUAACCCCCCUAUCCCACAAUUCCUGAUAAUAAAACACUCUGGCCGAUAGGCCCCUAAAUUCAAAUUUGACGUAGCUAAAAAACCCCACCCCUCCUCAGUUAAGUAAACAUGUUGGUUCUAAAAAACGAGCGCCUUCUUUGAAAACAGCUGUGCGCCAGAAACAAGGUCUUUAAUGCCUCGAGGCUCUCUACAGAAAACAGACAUUUUCGAUUGCAUUUAUCAUCAGUAGUAAGACCAAAAAAUAUUUUUGUGCGUUGACUUUUUACAAGGCGACUUGACUUGCAUAUGGAGAUAGGUGGUUUAAAUGAGUCAAUGCAAUAAGGAUAACUUUAAUCGUUUUUAAACUUACGAACCUUUGGCUUAAUGCGCUCAUCGAGGGUCAAGUAUACCCUUGGGUGCGCCGAUGGAGAUUGAUCUAACUGGUGCAUAUUUACACUACCCACUCCCCCUAUGCAGAAAAAAUUGUCACUCCCAUUAUUUUCUCGAUGAGUUACGAGCUUUUCCGCCUCCCUUCGGCCAAAGUCCCUCAGGACUACCAAUUACAGAAGGGCUUUUAUUUGAUGCUUAACGGAAAAGUUGAGCCAGAAAAAUAAACCAUUUCUUGAUACGCUUGCUUGUUGUCCUUUGUAGAGAGUAUCGUUAUCUGCUGAUGAGAACAUGGAGAGCAACAGCGGAGUUAAAUAAAUAUCAGAAAACUGAAAAACAUAAGCAUUCUUUGUCUUUCAAUCGCAUUGCUGUAAAAAAGAACUUUCAAAAAGUCUGAGAUAUGAGCAAAUUCACUUUGGUAGCUUUAAUUCCAAUUUUGUAGUCAUGGAUAAGGUUCUAAAAUUCCAGAUUAGAGAGAGUUUAUCCCCCUGCCCUCAUAACUAUUGUUUUCGUGUCCAGACUCUUGUGCGUAGUAAGAUGAACCCAAAUCUUCUUUGUUUACCUUUCUACGAAAUACCUAACUGCUACUGAGCGGGUUAAAACUUUGUUGAGAUCUAAAUCUUAGCUUUUAUUCCGUUCUAAUGAAUUUCAAUUCUUGAAGUCCAUCAAUUUUCUCUUCUCUCUUUUAGAGACGAGAUUUUGAUCUUCAGUCAGCACUUAUUCCGACUCCUGCUUGUUACCCAUUUCACAAAUUUAGUGAGGCAUAUUUUAAUGCUCAUUACAGUUUGACUUUCCUUUCCCUUUUGCAGACAUUUCAACAGAAGAGGAGAGUUGUAAAAGUGGUGAUCCUUCAGAAAAUAAACGUAGAAGGCUUGCAGGUAUUAUAAUUAUCAAAUGAAGAAAUUUCAUAGUAAGCUUUCGUUUUAAUAACUUCUACUAUACUUAAAGUGGUGGAGUGUCCGAUCGCGGAAUCUGGAUGUGUUAGGUUCUAUUCCUGGUGAGGACUCAAAAUUGUUCCUUUGUCUCACGCUCGUGACAGGACAGUCAAAAUUCUUCUCUUUCCUUUUCUUCUACCAACUUGUUAUUAUUGUUCAAGAAACAGUACUCCGCAAAAUUUUACGAAAUUAAAAUUCAUGAAGUUUUUUGUUGUUACUUUGGCCGCUUCGUUUCCCAACAUUAUUGAUCCAUGAUGAAAUCAAUGCUAGAAAUUUAAUCUUCCCUGCAAUUUAAGAAGAGCUACCGAGAAAGGUAAAACUUAAUGAACUGAGUGUGGGUUUGUUUUUGCAGGGGGGAAGGGAGAGAGCGCGGCGGCAGGGGUUAAUUAUCUUAAUGCUUUCAUGCCAAGGAAACUGAACUUGACUUUGUGUGGUUUUACAAAUUUGGCAUCGUGUGCAUAUUUAUUCUUUCAAUAAAAGUUAAUACCUGUUUUUUUUUCUAAAAUAUUUCUUGAAACCGUUGAAUGUUUGAUAGCAUUUUUCCCUCUGGGAAGAAGACCACCGACCCCCCGAUAAUACACCUAAAAACUCCUGCCUUAACCCCCCUUCCCUCCCCCCCAGCCCAACCCCCAUUUUAUUAACCACACCCAACCCACAUUUCCUGAUCGGUCCAACGAAGGUCUAACACUCGAAGCAUCAGCUUCAGAAUCUCUCUACAGAGGCCAAUUUACAUUAUCAACUCAGUUAAUGAAACCAAAUUAUCAUUGCUAACUGAACAUUUGAUUCACAUUUCUUAAUACUAGUAAGAGUAAUCCUAUAAUAAACUCCUGUUAGAAAUGGAUGCUAACCCUUAUGAACUUGCAAGUUAUGUUGGAGCAAAUUUGUUGUUUUAUACAUGAAACCUUGUUUGUUAAAGUGCCAUGAGUUGUCUCUGUAGCACAUGAUCCCUUCGCUGAGUGCGCUAUCAUCAAAGGAAACUGCUGAGAAAAUGAUGAACGUUGUAUAUCUCAAAGUUAUUGAAUGAACCUGGUCAAUACUUUAUGUUUCGUUGGGGCAAAUUCGAGUUGGGAAGAGGUUUAGUCUCCAUGCAGACUAAUGGAAGACCCAAAGAGAAAUGUUCCCUUUAAUGUAGGGAAGAGAACAUUUAUCAAGCUGUUUGUUUUUGCUUUCAUUUCGGCCAUCUUUGCCUAAAUUCUCAGACACCAUGCUUUUGGCCACUGUAUCUUUUAUGUACGUUGUUGACAGUGCCUCGAAACUGGAAAAGUGUCGCUUUAUUUGUGGGUAACCAAAUCAAAGCGAAGGAAGAUCAUUUGAUGCGUAUAUAUUUUGAUGUAGUUUUCUGGUAGCGCAAAAUUUACUCACUACACAACUGCCAACUGUAAGCGUAAGGUUACAGACAUAUUUCCGUUCGCGUAUGUGGACGUGCAUUUUUUGUGUAACAUGAUGCACAGUAGUGAUGCAUAAUGCAAUGGCACAAAUUGGCCUUGAAACAAAUUCAUUAGGAGACGUUUCAUUAGGAAAGGAAAAAAGCUCCAUUGCUACAAUGAAUCUGUUGGCUCAGAUAAUAUGUUCUGAUCUAAUUAUUUUUUUUUACAUUUGUUAUCAUGCAGGUGGUUCUCCUAAACAUUUUCAUCGGUCAAAGGUGAAACGUCGUGAUGAAGAGUCGUCCCCGGGGGAUGCCUUAACUCGGAAGGAAAGAAAAACUCGUUUAGCAGGUAAAAUGAGGACAUAUCUAUGGGCGUGCCCGUUAACCCCCAGCCCCCAACCCCAUCUUCCUUUUCCCUGCUUUUUAAAAUAAAAAUGCGUGGAUCCAGAAAAAUGGUAUGAAUAGAUAUGCGGUACGUACUGCCCGCUAUCCCCUCAUCUUGAUAUUUUGCUGUGUUGUCUUAAUGUUUUCAGUUAUGCAAGGAGUUCCUAGCGACGAGGAUUUAGAGUGGCUUUCGCAGGAACUCGAAGAAUGGAAGACAGUUGGGCGUCGUCUAAAAAUUAAGGAAGCAAAAUUUACGGCGUUUGAUAAUGAAAAAAGGGAAUGCUCUGAAAAAAUCUACAAAAUGUUACUACAUUGGAAAAGAAGGAAUGGCUCGACUGCAACAUACAGGGUCCUACAGAAUGCACUGUGUCAUCCACUGGUUAAUCGCACAGAUUUAGCUGAGCAACUUAUCACUGGUAAUAUAUCGCUUAUCUUGCAAUUCAAUAAAAAUGCAAUUAGAUACAUGUAUAGUGCCUAAAUUCUCAGACACCAUGCUUUUUGGCCACUGUAUCUUCUGUGUUUGUUUAGAAUAUCGUUAACAGCUGAUGAGAACAUGAAGACCAACAGUGGAAUUAAAUAAUAUCAGAAAACUGAAAAACAUACGCAUUCUUUGUUUUUCAAUCGCAUAUCUGUGAAAAAUAACUUUCAAAAAGUGUGAGAUAUGAACAAAUUCACUUUGGUAGCUUUAAUUCCAAUUUUGAAGUCAUGAAUAACGUUCUAAAAUUCCAGAUUAGAGAGGGUUAAUAAGAAAUUACUCACUUCUGCAUCUUUAUUGUAUUUAAUAAGUCUUAAAUCUAUUUUCUUUGUCCCAGAUUGUAGGUAUUACAAAUCGCUGAUUAAACACGUUUAUCGACUACCCCCUCCCCCUGCCCUCCUAAUUAUUGUUUUCGUGUCCAGACUCUUGUGCGCAAUAAGAUGAACCCAAAUUUUCUUUGUUUACCUUUCUACGAAAUACCUCACUAUUGCUGACAGGGUUAAAACUUUGUUGAGAUCUAAAUUUUAGCUUUUAUUCCCUCCCAAUGAAUUUCAAUUCUCCAAAUCCAUCAUUUUCUCUUCUCUCUUUUGUUCCGGGAUCAGGCUCACACAAGAUUUUCGUCUUCAAUCAGCUCUUAUUUCGACUCCUGCUUGUUACCUAUUUCACAUAUUUAGUAAAGUGUGUUCUCAUUACAAUUUGACUUUAUACUUAUAGUGGUAGAGUGUUCGAGUGCAGAAUCCGAAGGUGUUAUGUUCUAUUCCUGGGGAGGACUCAAAAUUUUUCCUUUUUUUUUUUCACGCUCGUGAGAAGACAGUAACACUUCUUUCCUUUCCCUUUUCUUUUACCAAUUUGUCAUUCUUGUUCAAGAAACAGUACUGCGCAAAAAUUUAAGAAAUAAAAAUUCAUGAACUUUUUUUAUGUUAUUUUGGCCGCUUCAUUUCCUAAUAUUGUUGAUCCAUGGUGAAAUAAAUGCUGGAAAUUUAAUCCUCCCUGCGAUUUAAGAUGAGUUACAGGCAAAGGGAAAAAUUAAAGAACAGAGUGUGAGUGUUUUUUUCCAUUAUCUUAAUCGUUUCAUGCCAAGAAGACUAUACUUGAGUUCGUGCGAUGUUAAAAACUUGGCAUCGUGUGCAUAUUCAUCUCUUCAGUAUCAUAUUCGUCAGUGUAUUUUAAUUCUCAUAAAAGUAUAAAUUUCUUUUCUCUUUUCAGACAUUUCAACAGAAGAGGAGAGUUGUAAAAGUGAUGAUCCUUCAGGAAAUAAACAUAGAAGGCUUGCAGGUAUUGUAAUUAUCAAGCGAAGAAAUUUCACAUUAAGCUUACGUUUUAAUAACUCAUAUUAUACUUAUAGUAAUGGAGUGUCUGAGCGCGGACUCCAAAGGUCGGAGGUUCUAUUCCUGGGGAGGACUCGAUAUUUUUUUGUCCAACGCUCGUGGCAAGACGAUAAAACAUAUUUCCUUAUUCUUUUAUCAUAACAAUUUAUUAUUCUUGUCCUGGUUUCCUUCAGCUGCUUCAAUGCCAAAAAUUAAUGAUCGAUCAUAAAAUGAAAAUAACAUAUUGUUUUGGAGACCAACGGUGGAAUUGGAUAUAUAUCAGAAAACUGAAAAACAUACAAAUUCUUUAUUUUUCAACAUUGCUGUGAAAAAAAUUGAGAUAUGCACAAAUUUACUUUAGUAGUUCUAAUUCUAACUCGCAGUCAAGGAUAACGUUCUAAAAUUCCAGAGCAGAGGAGGUCAAUAAGAGUUAUUCACUUUCUGCAUCUUCAUUGUUAUUGUUUCGUCUUUGAUCGUAGGUAUUACAAAUCGUUGAUUAAACACACUUAUCAACUUCCCUCCUUCCCCCGCCCUCCUAAUUAUUAUUUUCGUGUUCAGACUCUUGCACAGUAAGAUGAACCCAAAUUUUAUUUGUUUACCUUUCUACGAAAUGCCUCACUGUUACUGUCCAGUUUUAAACAUUUAUGAGAUCUAAAUCUUACCUUUUAUUCCCUCCCAAUUAGUUUUAAUUCUUCAAGUCAGAUAAUUUUUCUUCUCUCUUUUAUUCUGUGAACGGGCUCACAUGAGAUUUUCAUCUUCAAUCAGCACUUAUUUUGACUCCUGCUUGUUACCCAUUUCACAAGUUCAGUGAAGUGUAGUUUAAUUCUCAUAAUUUGAAUUUCCUUUCCCUUUUGCAGAAAUUUCAACAGGAGAGGAGAGUUGUAAAAGUGAUGAUCCUUCAGAAAAUAAACGUAGAAGGCUAGCAGGUAUUAUAAUUAUCAAGUGAAGAAAUUUCAUAUUAAGCUUACGUUUUUAUAACUGAUAUUAUAUUUAUAGUGAUAGAGUGUCCGAUCGCAGACUCUGAAGGUGUUAGGUUCUAUUCCAGGUGUUGACUAAAAAUUUUUUUUUUUUGCCUGACGCUCGUGGCAAGAGGAAAUUCAUGAAUUUUUUUGUUGUUACUUUGGCCGCUUCAUUUCCCAACAUUGUUGAUCCAUAAUAACAUAAAUGCUGGAAAUUUAAUCUUCCCUCCAAUUUCAAACGAGCUACCGACAAAGGGAAAAAUAAAGGAGGGGAAGGGGGAAGGGGACGGGGGAAGGGGCGGGGUAGAAGUGGGUAGGGGGAAGAGGGGAGGGGGAAAAGGGGGUGGCAGCAGGGGUUAAUUAUCUUAAUCCUUUCAUGCCAAGAAAGCUGUACUUUAGUUCGUGUGGUGUUAGAAACUUGGCAUCGUGUGUAUAGUUAUUCCUUCAAUAAAAGUAAAUUCUUCUUUUCUUUAAUAUUUCUUAGAACCGUUGAAUGUUGAGAAGUGUAAAGAGCAGCUUAAUUCUUAUUACAACACCUUCAGCAAGGUGAAAAUCGUUCCAUGGGACGACAGCUCUUCCAUUCAGAUUGAUAAGAUCUACACACCUUUGUCUUGGGUCAGAGAUCACAGGAAGCCCAGCGGAGUGACACAAGAGAAACUUGAAGACUACACCGACAUGUUCAAGGGAAAACCAACACGAAUACUUGUUUAUGGUCGGCCAGGAAUUGGCAAGAGUACGUUUUGCAAAAAGGCGGCAUAUGACUGGUCGAAAGCCUUAAAGGAAGUCCUAAUGAACUUUUAUGUUUUGAUUCUGAUUAAGUUGCGAGAUGUGUGUGACGUUGGAAACAUCCGCGAUGUUUUGCGUAAGUCUAAAUUGCUGGCCAGUGAUGGUACGAUCUCAGUUGAUAGUCUCUAUGAUUACAUUAUCAACAAUCAAGAUAAAGUGCUUCUUAUUUUGGAUGGCUACGAUGAGUACAGCUUUGCAAAAGAACACUCACCCAUCCUUGAAAUUUGGAAGGGUGAGCAACUAAGAGAUUGUCACGUUAUUGUCACCACCCGAGAACUUAAAUGUGACGGGUUAAGAGGCCCCAGCCACGUUCAGUUGGAAAUUCACGGUUUCAAAAGCCGGGAACAAAAAAGAACGUUUGUGAGAGAAUUUUUGGCAGGUGAAGAUGAUCUUGACGAGUUUAUGUGCUACCUGGAAGAAAAAGGUCUCCGUGACAUGGCAGAAAUACCUCUCCUUCUAUCGAUGCUGUGCCUUUUGUGGAAAGAGAAACAUCGCGAAGGACUGCUAAAAUCACGGGCCGACAUAUUCACACAAUUCAUUCAAACCAUGUUACAUCACAAAGGCGAAAGUCAACAAUCUAUACCAUUUCAGGAAGUGACCUCUACAGAAGCCAGAGAAGAUCUUAGUAAUCUUGGAAAGGUUGCCUUUGAAGCACUGCUGCAAGACCGUCUUUACGUACGCUGCAGCGAACUCUCCGGCAAUAUUUCUAGAAGUUUUCAAAAAUUAAUUGAAGUCGGGCUUUUCCAGAUUGUCAAUGUUACGAGUCUCAAUCCUGAGAAAGGGGCCUAUUUCAUUCAUAAAUCCCUACAGGAGUUCCUUGCAGCCUGGCACAUUAAGGAGGAAGUGUUGUCGAUUAAAGGAGAAAGUACGCCUAGCCUUUCCAAAGUUGAAUCAUUUGAAAAGAUCGUGAAGAUGAAUGAAGUUCUCAAAUUUGCUUGUGAACUGUCAACAGAAGCCGCUUGCUUAGUUUUCCAUCAUGUAGGGUGUGUUGGAGGAGAGGAAUCUUGGUCGGAAUGUGAUUUAUUAAGUGAGAAUGAAGUACUUUAUCUAAAGCUUAUCUCGCAUAGCUACUUUUGUUGUUCGGCCGAGAAGAGGCGAGAUCUUUGCUCAGUCUUGUCCUCUUACACUGGAGGUGCUAUGUGUCUUGAUUAUAACCAGCUGAACAUUACUGCAAAUGAACAUUUGCUGAAAUCUAGCAUGAUAUCCGACAACAUCAUUUUUAUUACCGACGAAGAUUCUUCAGAGAAAAGCUAUCGAGACUUGAUCACUGUAGCGGAGGACACAGAUGCUGUUUUUUUGAGCUGUUCGGGCGAAAAGAAAGCCGCAGAUUUGCUGAAGGAGUUCCCGCAUCGUCCUGUGGAAGAGUUCGUUUUGAAGAGAGGGAGAAAAACCGUCGUUUAUAUUAACGAGAUACAAAAAAAAGAUGGUGUCACUUUUCCGACUGAAAUGCUGCGAGAGCUCAUUUCGCCAACAGCAGAGUCUACUCAGAUGAAGCGUGUUGGUGAUCCGUUGAAUGAAAACGACAGCGAAACAGCUUCGUGUUUGACUGAGAACACUGAUAGCAUCACUGGUCCGACUCGUCAGAGCCUUUCCAGUAUGAGUACUAUUGUUAUUUACCACAUAGAAAGGCAAGAGAUGAAGAUGCUGGCUGAUUUGUUACCACUUUUCACAGAUCUGCAAGUUAUAAUUAUUCAAGGGAAAACAUUUGAAAUCAUUGAUCCUCAGUUAACAGAGACCCUGGUGUCUCGUAUCAUCUUCACUGACGGACUUAAAGCAUUAGCACUUGAUGAUAUCAAUUUAACAGCCAAACAUGCCGCAGCCAUCGCCAGAUCUCUGCACCAGGCUCCUAGCCUGAUCUAUCUCGAAUUGUCAAGGAACCCUCUUGGUGAAGGAGUAAGUGUUCUCACUCGACAUCUCAGCUGUGUUCCUCACCUGGAGGGUCUGAGCCUUGUUAGAGUUAAAAUGACAAAGCAACAAGUGAAUGAUUUGACUGCAGCUGUACGUCAAAGUAAAAUCAAGUUACGCACAGAAUACCACGUAAGUUUUGUGAUCUUAGUUUGCAUAUGUAGUUAUUAUUCAUGUCUAUUGUGUUCAAUUUACUGUGGUGUUGUGUUAAGAAUUUUUACGCCCUUGGUUCGCUGAGCAAGUGCGAUAUACCCUUUGCUUUUAUAGAACAAGCGGAAAGUUUAUCUCAUGAAAAGUCACCACCAGUCAGUUCAAAUCAAUUUUAUAAAUGUUAUUUGUAAUUAUGUUGAAUUCUUUCAUGCGACAUGUGUAAAUACCACGGUGUGCAGUUAUAUUUUUAUUUCGCUGUUUACAUCGCUGUCGCUUUGUUGUUUGCAUUUACUUUUUGGUGUGUUUCUGGAAGAACUGGCGGAAGUCUGGACCACCUUGCAUUUCUCGGCGUUUAAGAUCACUUUGUCAGUUCGCCCACUAAAAAAUAAGAACACAGAACUGAAAAGACUGUUUACGAUGAAAAUAAGACAUUUUUCAGUUUGCUUCUUUUACGGUAUGUCAGUCGGUAAAGGGCUAUCCUGUAUUGUGGAAAGUUGAGCGAGAAUUGAGAUACCAAACGGCGUGCAGAAAAUUUCUUCCUACUCGAAUUUUAAUCACGGUGCAACUUUCAGUAUUAGUAAUAACUACCUUACAUUACCUAGCGUCUUCUUUUAAAUUUUGAAAGGAUGCCAAAAUAGGAGAGGAAAUAUAAAGCUAAGCAAAUAUUGUGGCUGUUUAAUUUUUAAUAAUAACGAUUUUCAUUAAAGGGUUUUACAUUCCGAAUUGCUGAAAAGGCUUACAUGCAUUAGAACAUUACACAGUUACUCUUUGUCGCUACCAUUUAAUUUGUUAAACUUGGAAGCAAAGCAAGUCAUUUUUUUCAGUUACGAUGAGAGCCCAUUUAAGUAUGUUUGUUUACGAUUGAGGAAGGGUGAAGUCUGAAGUGUGCAGUCUGUUUUGAGUGUAUUAAACAAUAUUAUUUUGUGUGUCUACAGUGGAAACACAGAAACUGGGUAUACUACAUUCCUAAUUUCAUUCCAUUAACCUCGAUAAAUCUAUUCCUUUUAUAAUUAGGACCAGAGAAAAUAUGGAAUGUUUCUCAAUAUAAAAGUUGUUUUUAAUUGACUCAGUCAAAAAUACUCUUGGUGUAAUUUCUCUUCGUAUGAAAAGUAUCGAGGGUAAACAAGUUUGAGUUCUUGUGUAUGUUGUUUGACAGGAUAAUUUUGAGUGUUGGUGUGUGAUUUAUGACAGGAUGAUGAAAGGAAUGUCAAACCUGAAGAAGAAUGGCCAACAGAUGAAUACUGGAGAGAG
Molecule: messenger RNA, 13441 nt
Organism: Pocillopora meandrina
Lineage: Eukaryota; Metazoa; Cnidaria; Anthozoa; Scleractinia; Pocilloporidae
Source: the annotation of a GenBank genome assembly